This is a messenger RNA of Effrenium voratum, 3564 nucleotides long. Lineage: Eukaryota; Dinophyceae; Suessiales; Symbiodiniaceae. The record is from the annotation of a GenBank genome assembly.
AUGGGGCGACCUCGCAGAUCUGCGCUCCUGGCUCCGUGCUUGCUUGGCAUUGUGGGCCUGCGGAGCGUCACGUGGCUGCAGCAGUUCCAGCUGCCCCCGACUCGAGGUGGCAUUGCAAGGAGGGCAGAGCCAGAGCGUGCAUCCUACGAGUCCUCACCUGCAUGGACAAAGUCUUUGGUCAAUGGCUUGACGAAUUUGGUCAACACGGCUAUGGGAGAGGCAGACGAGCCUCUGGCUCCUGCCCGAAAGUUUGACAAGAUCGCAUCAGAGCAACUGCUGGAAGGGAUCCAAGCCGACUUCGAGGAAAGGCAGUACCUCUGGUCCGGGGACAUUGACCCUGAGCUGUAUGACGAGGGCUGCGAGUUCACGGAUCCGACCCUGUCUUUCAAGGGCCUCUCGCAAUUCCAGACCAACAUGCGCAACUUGAAGCCAAUAUUGGAUGCCCUUGUUCCAAAGGAACAAAGGAGAUGCAAACUGAGAGAGAUCAAGCUGAAGGAUGGUGAAGUUUUCGCAAAGUGGCAGAUGGUUGGGGAUUUGCGGCUGCCAUGGUCGCCACGGAUCGACAUCACGGGUAAGACCAGGUACUCCCCGGGCAAGGACGGGCGCAUUGAGUCCUACUUCGAGCAAUGGGACGUCAGCGCCGGGGAGGCCUUGGCACAGUUGGUGAGGCCAGCCCCGGAGGAGGUCAUAGAGCACUGGCCCCAGCAGCUGGCAGGAAAGCCCCCGCCCAAACCUGCUCAAAUGGCGCACGAGGAUGUGCCAGUCGUCGUGCUGCCCGGCUUUGGCAACGAGGCCCUUGACUACUCGGUGCCGCUUGGCCAAGAUGAGGCAGUGGGAUUGAAGGCGUGUCUUGAAAGGCGUGGACUGCCCGUCUCGGUGGUGCCAGUGAAGCGCGCUGAUUGGAUUCGCGUCUUUGUGGGAAUUCUGUUGGAUGCCGAAAGCAGGGCUGGCAACGGCACAGCAGAUGGUGCUUAUGGCUGGUACCUCGAUCUCGCCAAGAAAGCUGUGGAAGAGAACACGGCCAGCACGGGCAAAGCCUGUGUUUUGGUGGGUCACAGCGCUGGUGGCUGGCUGGGGCGUGCACUGAUGCAACGGGAAGGUCGCGAGUGGGCAAAGCAACAUGUACGAGGCUUGGUCACGCUGGGCACGCCGCACAAGCCACCUCCAGAGGGAAGGAUGGACAUGACGUUUGGGUGCCUGCGUAACCUCAACAAGGCCCAUCCAGGGGCCUAUUUCUCAGACGACAUUUUCUAUGUAUCCGUCGCUGGAGAUGCAGUGGUUGGAGAGAAGAUGGAGGGGAAUAUACCUAUUGUGGAGCUCAUUCAGUCGCCAUCCCCCGAGUCAACGGCCUGGAACAGCUACCAGGCUCUGGGGGGCUGUGGCAACCUCACGGGGGAUGGCCUGGUGCCGGUCGACUGGGCGCACUUGCCGGGGGCCGACCAGAUCACCAUUCGGGGCGUGAUGCCGCGGAGCUCGCGGUCGCGGUCACGGAGGCGCUCUGACUCCCGUUCGCGUGACAGACGCGAGCCCAGACGACGGUCCUCGUCGCGAAGCCCCUCCAGGAGAAGAGCAUCGCCUCCCAGGCGGGCCUCCAAAUCGCCACCGCCUGCAAAGCGAGGGAACCCAAAACCAGCACCUGCCGAACAACCUGAGCUUGGCAAAGCUCGCAUCGUGGCUGGCGCUCCACUCAACACGGGUGAGAAAACAUAUCAGGCGGAGAUCCUCGUUGCGCGGGAAGGUGUUGAUGCGCUGAACCACUCCGGAAAUGUACGCACCAUCGCCUGCCGGGGUCCUUCUCGGCAAUCCCACGACGACGCAGAGGAGGAUUGCCGGAAGUUCGAUGAGGCGGCCAGAGACGGCCCAAAGGCGGGCCAAGUGCGCUUGCAGAAUGAUGGCGUAGCCUCGCUGCAGACAGAGAUUUCACCACCUGGUCACCUUACCAGAUCGCAUUUGCAGCGCAUGGCAUGCUGGAGCCUAAGGCAAGAGCUGCAGAAGACCAAGAAGGGCAGGUUUUCUAUGGGUGUCAUGUUCUUUGAGAUGUGGCGCCCACCAUUCUUCACAGCAGUUCGCCUCAGCUUUGCUUCCUUCGUUCAAUAUCCGGUUUGGAGUUGGGGAAGCUCCGCGGAGGCCUAUCUUCGGCGGACCGUGUCAAGGCUGAACCGCUCUGGUUUGCUGCCCUCAGGAGCCUUUGAUCCACAGGACCCCAGCUCCUCAGAGUCAGUGGCGCUGCUGCAGGCGCUGUUCAACCGAGCCGAAGAGCCUGCCAAGGACGCGAGCAGAGGCAUCAGGUUAGAAUUUGCUGAUUUGGUGGCGCCACUCUCCACCAAGCAGUUCCUGGAAGAGUACUGGGGACUGAAGCCCUUCUCUGGCUCGCUGGGUGAGGAUGUGCUCACCAUCAUCAGCGUGGGCUUUCAUGACGGCAACAUGGCUGAGUGUGUCGGCGACUGCCGGAAGGACGACAAUUCAAGCUUCACGGAAGAGGAGUUUGAGGGCUUCCAGGCCGACCUGAAUCAACGCAGGAGCGUCAUCCUCCCCUUUUGCUUCACGUCCGGCGCCUGGGACAUCAAGAGCGCCUUCAUGAGGGAUUGCGCCGGGUAUGGAAAUGAUGCUGAAGUUGGUAUGUACUUUUCCCGACCCGGAGUUGAACCAGCACCCUGGCACUUCGAUCCGAAUCACAACGUGACCAUCCAGAUCGUUGGUGAGAAGGAUUGGCAUUAUGCGCCAGGCAACCCCCACACAAUUGGCGGAGCUCGGGGGUUGCGAGACGCGCCAAUGAAUUUCCUGGACCAAAGCGUCGACAUCCCGAGCACAGGCCCGCUGGAAAGGCAAUGCUAUAGCCUCAAGCCGGGCUCUGUGUUGUACGUGCCACCUGGGCAUUGGCACUCGGUGCUUCCGGUGAAAGGCGAUUGUGUGUCAGUCAAUUUGCGAGUAGCAAACCUGCUGCAUGCCAAGUUGAUCAGUGAGGCGGUGUUUGCAACCCUAGCAGCCUCAGCCCGGAGUCAGAAUACACAAUACAUGGUACGGCCUGAUGACUUUGCGCAGGGCACGGCGGAGCUGCAGCAGCAGGCAGCUUUGGCAGUCAGGGAGUUGAGCAGCUCCUUGCAGCGCUGCCGACCUCCUCGAUGUUUUCCCUUUCAGGUGGAGCAUUCCGACGGUUUGCGGUUAGGUGCCUGCUUAAGCUAUGUCAGCCAGCAGGGCUUCCUUGCCACUGAGCUCAACAAGAAUGCUACGGUUGGCGUCAAUCCGCUGGUGUCAAUUCUGCCAAAGUUGCGGGAUGCAGACCAGCUUGUAAUUGACCUACGUUCUGUCUCCAGCCUGACUGGCUCUGACUACCUGAGGUUCUCCCUGCUUUGCAGCGCUACGUUGCUCGAGCCGGUGAUGCUUUUGGCUCGCCGCGGGAAGGCAACUGUCAGCCGUCUCCAAGAUGCAGCCUGCAGCGCGCUGCAGCGCCCAAAGAAGAAACGAAAGAUGUCGGAUCAGCGAGCAGCUGAUGAAGUGGUGGUGCUGCUUCGAGUUCUUCUUCAUGGCAACGUGUUAUUCUCGGAGGAUAGCAUCGGGCAGUGA